AUGGCAGAGGCGGACCGACCAGGGAAGCUCUUCAUCGGUGGACUGAACACCGAGACCACCGAGAAGGCCCUGGAGCAGUAUUUCAGCAAAUAUGGCAGGAUUGUCGAAGUUAUUUUGAUGAAAGACCGGGAGACAAACAAAUCAAGAGGCUUUGCCUUUGUUACUUUUGAAAGUCCGGGUGAUGCAAAGGAUGCAGCACGUGAGAUGAAUGGAAAGCUCCUUGAUGGGAAGCCAAUCAAGGUGGAGCAAGCAACAAAGCCUCAGUUUGAGAGUGCUGGCAGACGAGGACCUCCACCGAUGCAAUCCCGCAGUCGUGGUUCACCCAGAGGCCCCCGUGGUUCCAGAGGGGGUCCUGGUGGGAUGAGGGGCCCACCAUCCAGAGACUAUGAUAAUUCAGGGAAUGUAGAACCCUUCUUUAAAGGGAUGUCGUCCAGGGGUCCCCCUCCGAUGAAAAGAGGACCUCCAGUUCGCAACGGAGGACCCCCAGCUAAGAGGUCUGCCCCAUCUGGUCCCAUGAGCAGAACCCCCAUGUCAAGGGACAGGGAUCCCUAUGGUCCACCCCCUCCUCGCAGAGACUCCAUGAUGUCCAGAAGGGAUGAUUAUCCAUCACCAAGAGAUGACCAUUACAACUCCAAAGAUAGCUACUCCAGUCGGGAUUAUAAUUCAAGAGAUUCAAGGGACUAUGGACCUCCUCAGAGAGAUUGUUCAUACAGAGAAUACUCUAAUUCCAGUUCCCGAGAUGACUAUGGCUCAAUGUCAAGAGGAUACGGUGACCGUGACAGUUAUGGUGGAGGCCGGGAACCCAGAAGCUAUGUGGACCGUUCAAGCGGUGGCUCCUACAGAGAUUCAUAUGAUGGUUACGGUAACUCUCGCAGCGCCCCACCUUCACGGGGCCCCCCACCAUCCUAUGGUGGGAGCAGUGGAAGCAGUCGUUACGAUGACUUUGGCAGCAGUUCCCGGGAUGGCUAUGGCAGUCGUGACAAUUACACCAGCAGUCGGAGUGAACCAUAUCCACCUAGCCGUGGUGAGCGAAUGGGCAGGCAGGAGAGGGGCCCAGCUCCCCCUGUCGAGAGAGGCUACCCUCCUCGUGAUUCGUACAGCGGCUCAAGUCGUGGAGGGCCACGUGGUGGGCGCGGUGGCAAUCGACCUGAUAGAGGGAUGGCUCGCAGCAGAUACUGAACUGGACUUGGAAAUCACAUUUAAGCAAACCGUAGUCUCCGUGCACAGUUAACACGUGUUGUGGAAGAAAUCUGACAACCAGACAAAUUAGCCAUGUCUAAAUCUGUGGAUUUUGAAGCUUAGCUUUGACCUGUUUCCUGACCUUUCCAGUUUUUUAUGUGUAAAAGUUUUUUUUUUUAGUAUUUCUCUUGGUCGUGUAACCGUACAGUUACCAAGUAAGUGUUAGUUUUUGUACAUUCAGUGCUGUUGGAAUCUGCAAUGCCCUUUCAGUCUGGCUUUCCUACUCUAAUAAAGCUUUUAGUUGUACCUUGA
Molecule: messenger RNA, 1491 nt
Organism: Cyclopterus lumpus (lumpfish)
Lineage: Eukaryota; Metazoa; Chordata; Actinopteri; Perciformes; Cyclopteridae
Gene: rbmx
Product: RNA binding motif protein X-linked
Biological process (GO): positive regulation of mRNA splicing, via spliceosome
Cellular component (GO): spliceosomal complex
Molecular function (GO): RNA binding
Source: RefSeq, a predicted model, not a curated record